Colletotrichum abscissum is the source of this 981-nucleotide messenger RNA. Its product is annotated as inositol monophosphatase. The record is from RefSeq and is a predicted model, not a curated record. NCBI's taxonomy places the organism in Eukaryota, Fungi, Ascomycota, Sordariomycetes, Glomerellales, Glomerellaceae. Gene Ontology annotation, molecular function: inositol monophosphate 1-phosphatase activity. The coding region runs from base 1 to 981 and encodes 326 amino acids. The transcript is spliced from 6 exons. Gene Ontology annotation, biological process: inositol metabolic process; signal transduction; phosphatidylinositol phosphate biosynthetic process.
AUGGCCGACAUCAGCGACGCCGAGCUCCGCGAAAUCUACGACUUUGCCGUCCAAUUGGGCAAAGAGGCGGGAGAGAUGCUCAUGACGGCAGCCAGGUCAAGAUGGGGAUCCGGAGGAGAGACGCAGGCAUUCACGGAAAAGGAUAACUCGGUCGAUUUGGUGACCAAGACAGACACAGAAGUCGAAGCUUUCAUCCACUCGUCCGUCGCAAAGAAGUAUCCCACCCACAACUUUCUCGGCGAAGAGACAUAUUCGGCCGGCGCAUCGCGUGAUUACCUCGUCGACGAACGGCCGACGUGGAUCGUCGAUCCCCUCGAUGGCACCGUUAACUUCACCCAUCUAUUCCCAAUGUUCUGCGUCUCCAUCGGUUUCGCCAUCAAGGGGAAGCCCGUCAUUGGCGUCAUCAACGCCCCCUUCUUGAACCAAACUUUCUCGUCGCUCAAGGGCCAUGGUGCAUGGAUGAACGAGACACAGAGGCUGCCGCUUGUUCUGAACCCGCUGCCCGCCAACGCGCCCAGCGGCUGCGUCUUCUCCUGUGAGUGGGGUAAGGACCGUCGAGACACCCCAGAUGGCAACAUGCACCGCAAGGUCGAGAGCUUUAUGAAUAUGGCUGCUGAGCGCAAGGGACGAGGUGGUAAGGGUGGUAUGGUGCAUGGCAUGAGGAGCUUGGGAAGUGCUACCCUGGAUCUGGCAUACACAGCAAUGGGAUCAUUCGACAUUUGGUGGGAGGGCGGAUGCUGGGAAUGGGACGUUGCUGCGGGCUUUGCGAUUCUCGAAGAGGCCGGUGGUCUCGUGACAAUAGCCAACCCUCCCGAAGACACGAGCGUUGUUCCGGAAGCGAAGCUCGGAGGCAGACUGUACCUCGCCAUUCGCCCCGCAGGAUCGACCGAGACCGAGACGGCACGACAGGCACAGGAGAGAGUGGUGCGGGAGACGUGGAAACGAGUGAGAACAUUGGACUACUCAAGACCCGGCGCGUAG